AUGAGCGGGAAGAACUGGUGGAACAGCGCCAUCUCGGGCCUGGAGUCGCGCCUGGACGGUAUCCUGGCCGAAGAUGGCACAACACCCACCAAGCCGACGGGCACAGAGGCAGGCGCCAAGUCAGACACGACAGAAAAGGCAGCGACGGACAAGAAGCUUGCGGUCGAACCAGGCAUCUCGCGCACCUCGUCACGAAGUCGACCCAACUCUCGAUUACAGGACCGCCUAGCCAAGGCCGUGAACAAGGGCUCCGAAGCAAGAACCUCGUCGGACCUUGGAUCAAGACCUGCGAGUCCAGCUGUGAAUGCUGCCACCACAUCGCCAAGAGCCAGCAUAGACUCGAAAGCGCCCGAGCCAGCGACUGAGGCGGUAGCUGUGAAAGAGGAAGCCACAACGGUGAAGGAAGAUGAGGCGCCCAAGCCGGAUGAAAGCAAGGUCGAGGAACCUCCACAACCCGCCGUAGAGGCACCUGCGCCGAUAGUCUCUCCUCCAGCGACUUCACCACCGCCUACGCCUCUAGUAGCCGAGCAACCGACCUCGACGCCCGUUCCCACCAUGUCCAUGCCGUCGAUACCCUCUAUCGUCACCCCGCAAACCUCGUCUCCCCGCCAGUCCUUCGACAGCGACCCGUCGCGACCUUCCAUCGACGUACUCCCCCCAACGCUGUCUACCGAGACCAAAGACCCCGAAGAAGUGCAGGCUGAGCUAUCGCUGUUGCAGAAGACAUACGAGGAGACGAUGCAAGACAAUCGCGAAGAGCUCAACUCGCAUCUCGAGCGGAUUGAUGCUUUGCAGUCGAAGCUCACAUACCUGUCCGAGCAGCUUGCUGCCUCUGCAAAAGCCGCCAAAUCCGACUCGGAAGCGACACCGGCGGACAAGAAGCUGGCGGACAAGGAUGCACAGAUAGCUGCGCUCAUGGAAGAGGGGCAGAAACUCUCCAAGACGGAAAUGAAGCAUCUGACCACUAUCAAGAAGAUGCGCGCGAAGACAAUGGAUCAAGACAAGGAGAUUGCGACACUCAAACAACGACUGACAAAGGCGGAAAAGAGCAUCACUGAGCAGUCGGAAAGGGCACGGCGCGCAGAGGCGGCAGAAAAGUCUGCGCAAGAAAAGCUGAAGAUUGUGGGCAGGAUCGAGAAGGACAUCGAGACCAUCAGAGCUGAGCGCGAGGAGGCUGGCCUCACUAUAUCUGAGCUGCGGAAGCAACUCAACGACGCGCUCUCACGGGCUGAAGAUGCUGAGAAGAGAGCCCAAUCUGGAGCGCUGGAAGCAGAGAAGAGAGCCACUGCGUCACUCAAAGAGGAUAUCGAGAAUGUCCGGAUAGAAAAGAAGCUUGCCGAAGAUCGCGCGAAGAGGGAGCUCCAGGCGGCCAGAGACGAAGCGAAGAGCCAGCAAGAGAAAUCAAAGGUCGCCGAGCUUGAGUUGCGCGGCGAGAUUGCUAACCUGGAAUCUAAGCUCGAAUUGCUCCGCAGCCGCACAGAAGAGGCAUCUUCAUCUGCGACUGGCGACUCACAAGCCAAGCUUCUGCGGCAGAUUGAGACGCUGCAGACCCAGUACUCGCUGGCUUCCGAGAACUGGCAGGGUAUCGAGACCACUUUGACGUCUCGUAUGGCAGCUCUUGAGAAAGACCGUGAUGAGACAGCAAAGCGCGAGUCUGACGUCCGACGAAAAGCAAGAGAAGUCAACUCGAAAGCACGUCGACUGGAAGACGAGCUGGAGAGCAUCAACGAGCGAGCCAGGACGUUUGAACACGACCUGACCGAGCAGCGUGCCGCAGCUCAGAAGCUACAAACUAGGCUCACACAAGCGGAGACGGCAGCACAAGAUGCGCGAGCCGACCUUGAGCGGGAGAAGAAGCUGUGGGAGGUCGAGUUUCAACAACGGAUAGAGGAAGAGAAGAACAAGUGGAAGGUGGAGAUACAGACGCCGUCUCUACUAGGCGAUUCACAUCAUCUACGGACAGACUCACCUUCAAUAGCACAACGCCGGCAUUCGCCCGAUCCACUAGGCAUAUACAGCCGGCGGCCGAACCCACGCUCCAUCUCCAGCGGCAUGGACAUGCCCAUGAUGUCCCCCAUGGACCGCAUGUUCGACGAAGCCUCGCGCCGCCCCUCCUCCUCCCGCCACAACAAAUCCAGCAACGCGACCAAAGUGCGCACCCCCGAACUCGGAACCCCUCAACGACAAGACUCCAUCCCGUCAAGCAUGUCCAACCUCAACGGCGGCCUGGAAACUCCGUCUAUCCACACCAUCGACCACGACAACGACCCCUUCGAAAACACAUCCUCCCCCCACCGCACAAUAAACGACAUGAUCAGCGUCUCCACCGCCGGUGCCGGCCCCUCCGUCCAACUCGUCGAGCGCAUGAGCGCCGCAGUCCGCCGCUUGGAAUCUGAAAAAGCGACGCACAAAGAGGAACUUGCUCGUCUGACUGCCCAGCGCGACGAAGCUCGCGAAGAAGUUGUUAAGCUCAUGCGUGAGGUUGAUGAGACGAGGAAACAGGGGGAGAAGGUAGGGGAUCUGGAAAAGAGGUUGGGUGAGAUGGAGAAUAGGGAGAUGACGGCGUUGGAGAUGCUGGGCGAGAAGACGGAGAGGGUCGAGGAGUUGGAGGGGGAUGUUAGGGAUUUGAAGAAGAUUUAUAGGGAGUUGGUUGAUACGUUGAAGUGA
Molecule: messenger RNA, 2667 nt
Organism: Alternaria novae-zelandiae
Lineage: Eukaryota; Fungi; Ascomycota; Dothideomycetes; Pleosporales; Pleosporaceae
Exons: 3
Coding region: 1-2667 (888 amino acids)
Cellular component (GO): endoplasmic reticulum; Golgi apparatus
Source: RefSeq, a predicted model, not a curated record